Molecule: messenger RNA, 576 nt
Organism: Rotaria sordida
Lineage: Eukaryota; Metazoa; Rotifera; Eurotatoria; Philodinida; Philodinidae
Source: the annotation of a GenBank genome assembly
AUGCCUUCAAAUUAUCCUUCGCUUGCUGUUUCCUUUAAUGAUAUCGGUACUGUAUAUGAAAAGAUGAAUAAAUACACGCAAGCACUUUUGCAUUAUGAAAAAGGACUUGAAAUUCAACAAGCAAUACUUCCUUCUAAUAAUCCUAGCUUGGCAUCUUCAUAUAGCCACAUUGGAUAUAUUUACGAAAAAUCGGGUGAAUACACAGAAGCUCUUUCAUUUCAUGAAAAAGCACUUGAAAUUCGACAAACUAUACUGCCUUUAAAUAAUUCUACCAUAGCUUAUUCUCACAAUAACGUCGGUUCUGUGUAUGAAAAGAUGGACGAGUAUUCGAAAGCACUUUUAUCUCACGAGAAAGCACUGGAAAUCCAACAAAAAACAUUGCCUUCGAAAUAUCCUGAUUUAGCUCAAUCUUACAGCAGUAUCGGUUAUGCGUAUGGUAAGAUGUGUCAAUAUUCAAAAGCACGUCAAUAUCAUCAGCGUGCUGUUGAUAUUGGACAACAAUCACUACCACCCAAUCAUCCUCGUCUUCAACAAUGGCGAAAGAACCUCGAAUAUAUAGAAAGAAGAUGUAACUGA